Dunckerocampus dactyliophorus (ringed pipefish) is the source of this 4907-nucleotide messenger RNA. RefSeq names its product neuronal acetylcholine receptor subunit alpha-9-II. Lineage: Eukaryota; Metazoa; Chordata; Actinopteri; Syngnathiformes; Syngnathidae. Gene Ontology annotation, biological process: monoatomic ion transmembrane transport; chemical synaptic transmission; regulation of membrane potential. Gene Ontology annotation, cellular component: postsynaptic membrane; neuron projection; synapse. The transcript has 5 exons. Bases 2962 to 4602 code for a protein of 546 amino acids. The record is from RefSeq and is a predicted model, not a curated record. Gene Ontology annotation, molecular function: transmembrane signaling receptor activity; acetylcholine-gated monoatomic cation-selective channel activity.
CAAGAGGGAAUAGCAUUCCUGUCCUAUAAGAGUAGUGAAACCCACUAAAAUGAGGAAUUUGCAUGCCGAAGAAGUGCUAAAUGGAUUAUACAGUGAUACUGCACACUUGAGCUCCUCUGCCAUUGUGUUCAUUGGCCCUGAGGCAUAAGCUUAUUUUUAGCACAUUCAGAGCGGGAAUAAGGAAGGGUUAUAAUCAUGUAUCAUAAAAUACAGAUCACCUUACACGCACUGAGGCUUGUGACUGUAAUGAACAGGGUAACAGAUGGCGUGCCUACUAGCAUGUUGUGCAUCUUUGAUCCACUCCAGCAAAACGAAUGGGCUUUAUUUAAAGCUCCACAAUUUCACAUAACAGAGCACACGACUUAUCACGUCUUAUCAGUCAUUAACUGCAAAAGUCAGCACAUUUUAAUCCGCAAAAGGGACCCCCACCCAAACAAUGACUGGAAGGUGAAUAUGUUCUUUGAAACUGACCCAAUUUCCUUGCAUCCCGAGAGACGAACGCCUCUUGGAUGCAACCAAUGGGAUGCACUCACCAGACGCUUCAUUAAGUACACCUGCACAAUAUAAAAAAAUCUGACUUGACCGAAAUAGUCAGCUGAUUUCAAACUUUAUUUAAAUUUAUUUUGUAACAGCACCAAGUUUCAUCACGUUAUGACAUUUUUCCUCGUUAAGUAACUUUCACAGUACCUUUACAUUCAAUGUCUUCAACAAGGAGGAUGGCCAACGGGAUAUAUUGGGAUCUUCUACAACCAUACAUUUCUAGUUUAAAAAUAUGUGUAUUAUUUUUGUUGUAGUAUGAGGAGGUUUUGUAACAUACUGACAGCAACUUUGAGUAUUAUGUUCCUCUCAUGAAGCUAAUGAAGGACAUACUCUCACUGAUUCUUCCACCCUGGCCCCCACCAAUGUGUACUCAUUUGCGUUUUGGUUACAUCAUUUUUGCUCUAUUGCAGCAACUUUCCAGAUUUUGAGCUGUUCUGCUUAUUUAUUGUGCAAAGUGGUGGUAAGAUCCAUCACUGGUAGGCGGUACAAUUGCAGUAACCGGAGGUGUGGACAUGAGGUGAGUCAUGCAACUCGGACAAAGUCAGACUUGACUCACAAUUUUGAUGACUUUGGACUCGACAAUAUCAUCAAAGACUUGCAACUUGACUUGGGCAUCAAUGAAAAUAUGUGAGAUUUUCAGUAAGUUUGUUGAGUAAAAUGUGUCCCCGUUCAAAGUGUUUAACUAAUGUGAUCAUUUCCAGCAGCCCAUUUUCCUGCAGAAUCUGCCUCAAUGAAUGCAUCUGUUAACAUCCAAUCGGGUUUAAGAACAAACAACAAAUGUGUAACAUUUCCGUGCACUAACUAAAUCCUGAAUGCUGUGUUGGCACUCUUUUUCUUGGACUAAUUUUAUUUGAAGAUUAAAAUUGGUAAACACUAAACAGUGCUUAAGGAGUCAAACGUCCAGUCUAUGACUUGAGACUUGACUUCGUAUUUGCUUUGGACUUGCACGUCUUCACUUGAGAUUAAAGAUUUGAGACUUUCAGACUGGCGCACGGUGGCCUCGUGGUUAGCAUGUUGGCCAGAUCUGGGUUUGAAUCUCCUUUGGGCAUCGCUGUGGAGUUUGCAUGUCCUCCCUGUGCGUGCGUGCGUGCGUGCGUGCGUGCGUGGGUUUUCUCUGGGUACAUUCCAAAAACAUGCGUGUUAGGUUAAUUGGCGCCUCUAAAUUGUCCAUAGGUAUGAACGUGAGUGUGAAUGAUUGAUUUUCUAUACAUGCCCUACGAUUGACUGGCGACCAGUCCAGGGUGUACCCUGCCUCUUGCCCAAAGUCAGCUGGGAUAGGCUCCAGCAUACCCCCACGACCCUGAUGAGGAUAAGCGGCAUAGAAAAUAGGUGGAUGGAUGGAGACUUGAGAUUUGCAAAACACUGACUUCUCCCACCUCUGGUAGUAACUAUAUGACAUGUAAGUUGCACGGCCCGUCUCUGAGCAUGCGGCAUUGUGGAUUAUUAUGAGUCUUCAUGUAUUUCUGUUGUGCAUUGUGGCAGCAUAAAUAACUGGUGGUAGUUGGAAUUGUACGGCACAUGCGUGCAUGGGAAAGUGUGCCAGUCACACUAGUCCUACACAGCGGACUUGAGGCAUGACAUGGAAACCCAACAUUUAUGACCUCAUGAUGACAUCUUCACAGCAAGCAGUCUUUGGCUUGUUUAGUUGCCCUGAUGCGGUUCUGCCAUUAAUCUGUCCACAUUUCCUAAAAAGAACCUGAGCCGUCCCCUGUUGUCCUGACGCUUGUCCCCUCCACAUCAAAGCGGUGUUGGCCCAAUGUGAUGAUGCCAACCAACCAGGUGAAUCAACCAUGUGCGGCGAGGCAGGGACUCGUGGGCAUCCUGUUUCUCUGAGUUAUGUGAUAGCCCGAGUUUCAUUGCGUGUGUCCGUGCACUCCGACUUAAGGUCUCGAGGCGAGCGAAUGGAUCAGUGCUGUGACAUCUUCAUGUGAGGAAUCAUGUAGGUCACAGGUUACAUGUUGUUUCUUCUCUCUCCCAUUUGGUCAAGAUGAUCCAAAUACUCUGCCUGGCCAUGCUGCUACCUGCAGGUAAAAAUGAAGCCUUUAUUCUAUGUAAGGAAAAUUUGUUUUUAUUGCAACUCUUUCCUCUUUACAACUGACUGGAACUUUUUACUUGCACUUAUUUUUGUGCAUAUUGAUUGCUUCUGCUUGUUUGUGAAUAUCCCUGUUGCAUGUGUGAUGUCACCAUAUCGCUCUAGUGCCUCUUUUUUUCAGAUUCAGAUCAAGGUGAUGUUAAAAUAUUUACAAGCAUCAUAACAUCUUAAUAACAGUCAACAGCCUUGGGGUUUGUGCAGAAACUGUCCUACAUAAAGUAAAUAAGUGCUUUACUUGGUAUUUGAAGUUAUAUGUUAACAUUUCUGCAACAUUUUUGCAACAUUUUGACCAACCAAUCUGCAGGUCUUUUGUUCAAAAGGUGAAUAUAAUGAAAGGUAAGCUCCUAUUUGUACCUGCAGUGGUCCACUCAGCGCAGGGUCACUAUGCCCACAAGCUCCUCAGCGAUUUGAUGGAGAACUAUUCCAGCGCCCUGCGGCCCGUGGAGGACACAGACCGAGCACUUAACGUCACUUUGCAGAUCACGCUCUCUCAGAUCAAAGAUAUGGAUGAGCGGAACCAGGUGUUGGUGGCCUACCUGUGGAUAAGACAGAAGUGGCAUGACGCUUACCUGAAGUGGAAUAAAGAGGACUACGACGGACUAGAGAUCAUUCACAUCCCCAGCAACCUCGUAUGGAGGCCCGACCUCGUCCUCUAUAACAAAGCUGACGACGCACUGUCUGGGCCCAUGGACACCAAUGUGAAGCUGCGCUACAACGGAGAGAUCACCUGGGACGCUCCCGCCAUCACCAAGAGCUCCUGCGUGGUGGACGUCUCCUACUUCCCCUUUGACAGCCAGCAAUGUAACCUGACCUUUGGAUCCUGGACCUACAAUGGAAACCAGGUGGACAUCUUUAUGGGCAUGGACAGCGGCGACCUGUCUGACUUUGUGGAAAACGUGGAGUGGGAGUGCCACGGCAUGCCGGCCACCAAGAACGUCAUCAUGUACGGCUGCUGCUCAGACCCCUAUCCCGACAUCACCUACACCGUGCUCCUGCAGCGCCGUUCCUCCUUCUACAUCUUCAACCUUCUCCUGCCGUGCUUCCUCAUCUCCUUCUUGGCUCCUCUGGGAUUCUACCUGCCCGCAGACUCCGGGGAGAAGGUUUCCCUGGGGGUGACGGUGCUUCUGGCUCUCACUGUGUUUCAGCUCAUGGUGGCCGAGAGUAUGCCUCCCUCGGAGAGUGUGCCUCUUAUAGGCAAGUACUAUAUCGCCACCAUGACCAUGGUCACAGCCUCCACAUCUCUCACCAUCUUCAUCAUGAACAUCCACUUCUGUGGUGCUGAGGCCAAACCAGUUCCCCACUGGGCCAAAGUCCUCAUCAUUGACUACAUGUCCAAGAUCUUCUGUGUGUAUGAGGUGGGCGAGAACUGUGCCUCCUCCUCCUCGUCCUCUCCUCCAUCCGCUCACUCAGUCCAGGAUACUGUCACUCACAAGUACUUCACUCCUCAUAGUCAGGCAAAUGGCCAAGCUGGUCGGGAGAAGCAACAGGGCCAUAAGAACCCCAGACCCCAGACCCCUAAACCGCAACAACAUCCCAGAAUCAAAACCGACCAACACCUCACCAGAGCGGAGAGGAGUCUCUUGUCCACCUUUCCACUCGGGAAGUAUGAAAGCUCCAAUGGGAAGGUUCCAGCAGGGGACCGAUGUAAAGAACACCAAAAGGUUCCGUGUUGCGCUGGUGACAAAAAUCCACCCUGCUGCCCAGAGGACAAAAAGCCUGUAGCCCCAGGCUCUGUGGUGACAUUUGGCCCAUGUGUGUUAUGUCACCAUGACAACGGCAUCCCCGGCGGUGACCCCAAGCUCGUGCGCAACGUCGAGUACAUUGCAAAUUGUUUCCGAGAGCAGAGGGCCACGUGCGCCAAGGGGGCAGAGUGGAAGAAGAUUGCUAAAGUGAUGGACAGGUUCUUCAUGUGGGUCUUCUUCAUCAUGGUGUUCCUCAUGAGCAUCCUCGUCAUUGGGAAGGCCCCGUGACCUGUUAGGACCGGCUCUUUUAGCAGGGUGUUAGGAAUGGAAUAUUUUCCCACUCGGAUAUUCUUGUCUACAACAGAGAGAUAACACAAUUCCAAAGGCACCCUGUUGUUUUUAAGUACGGUAAUCUCAAACACACAGAGUUUCAUUAUGAGUCCCCCUUCUGCCGCCAGAUCAGACCAAUGCAGUUGACGGGAUGUUUCCUGAUCAUUGGGACCACCUCCACAGCAGACAUAUGAGGAAGACGAACUUCACUUCAGCUCGCACCUUUCUAAACCUUGGUUGGUGGGCUGAUCGUUCUCUCCAGC